AUGUCCAUCACUGUCACCGGGCCUCGUUUAGGGCUUCAUCACUGUUCGUCUGAAGAAACGAAAGAUCUAAGGAAGUUGCACUCGGAUUUCGUGUACUGUGGAAUGCUCCUCACUGAGGAAGGAACAGUUCUCAGUGGUCUUGGCACAGAAGCCAGUCGUGACGGGAUUUUAGCUACUGUUUCUGGAUAUAGGAUACAAUAUGAUAAGCUCUGCUUGGUAACACCGUUCAAGUCAAAGUACAUGCCUAAAGUUGGCGAUUUUGUUAUUGGACGAAUUAUCAACGUUCAAAAUGCGUUCUGGAGAGUGGAAGUGAAUUGCAGACUUUCUGCAAUUUUACGUUUGAACAACAUAAAUCUGCCUAGUGGCGAAUUGAGACGAAAAUGUUUACAGGACGUGAUCUCCAUGAAUGAACACCUCGCCGUUGGAGAUUUGAUUACAGCGGAGGUUCAACGAGUCGCAACAAAGGGUCAGGUAGAGCUUCAUACGAGGAACCUCGGACACGGAAAACUCGGACAAGGGAUUUUGAUUGGGGUUUUUCCAUCUUUGAUCAAGCCACAGGCUAAACAUGUGCACGAGAUGUUCGGUAUUGAAGUUACCAUAGGUGACAAUGGGCUUGUAUGGAUUUCUCCAGAGAUAAGCGCAACCGGAGGUUACGGUGAAGACACCACAGCAGUAGUCUCAAAGGAGAAACGUGAAACGAUGGUGCGAGUGGCCGUUUGUGUUCGGCUACUGGCGAAAGGCUUUAUUUUCGUCUCUGACAAAACUAUCCUAGCUGCUCUUAAGUUAUCCAUGGCAUUUAGGAUCAAAGAUCUUGCUUGCUCGGAAAUAAUACAGCUUUUCAUCUCUGAGCUACGACAACUGUCACUCGUUGAGGAUGUAUCGUAG
Messenger RNA from Necator americanus (New World hookworm), 885 nucleotides. RefSeq lists its product as uncharacterized. Gene Ontology annotation, cellular component: nuclear exosome (RNase complex); cytoplasmic exosome (RNase complex). Lineage: Eukaryota; Metazoa; Nematoda; Chromadorea; Rhabditida; Ancylostomatidae. The transcript has a single exon. Bases 1 to 885 code for a protein of 294 amino acids. The record is from RefSeq and is a predicted model, not a curated record. Gene Ontology annotation, biological process: U4 snRNA 3'-end processing; exonucleolytic trimming to generate mature 3'-end of 5.8S rRNA from tricistronic rRNA transcript (SSU-rRNA, 5.8S rRNA, LSU-rRNA); CUT catabolic process. Gene Ontology annotation, molecular function: RNA binding.